This is a messenger RNA of Helicoverpa armigera (cotton bollworm), 1364 nucleotides long. RefSeq names its product cathepsin B. Gene Ontology annotation, cellular component: lysosome. The transcript has a single exon. Lineage: Eukaryota; Metazoa; Arthropoda; Insecta; Lepidoptera; Noctuidae. Gene Ontology annotation, molecular function: cysteine-type endopeptidase activity. The record is from RefSeq and is a predicted model, not a curated record. Gene Ontology annotation, biological process: regulation of catalytic activity. The coding region runs from base 199 to 1215 and encodes 338 amino acids.
AACCUUCGACACGGCCGGUCAAGCGCUGUCUCGCCCCCGCUGACCGAGUCGUGCGCUCCGGUGCAAUUACACGGCGUGCGAGCACGGUAUCAACUACACCCGCCGCGGCCGCCCACCGCUCAGUCGUCGCGCCACAUUCGCUCCGAAUACACAUCCAUUAACCACUCAGCUGUGAAAAAGAAAAUAAAGAAGUGAAUAAUGGCCGCUUCGCGUGCAACGUUUGUUGCGCUCGUGUGCGCUCUCGCGCUCGCCACCGCCGAUGUGCAGAAUCCGCUCAGUGACGAUUUCAUCAAUCUCAUCAACACAAAGCAAAACUCUUGGAAAGCUGGUAGGAACUUCCCAGAGCACACGCCCUUCGCACACAUCAAGAGAUUAGCGGGUGUCCUGCCAGAUUACCAUUUGUCUAAAUUAAGCAAAGUUGAACAUGAAGAUGAAUUGAUUGCGAGUUUACCGGAGAACUUUGACCCGAGGGACAAAUGGCCGAACUGCCCUACUUUGAACGAAGUCAGAGACCAGGGGUCUUGUGGUAGCUGCUGGGCGUUUGGCGCUGUGGAAGCAAUGACCGACCGGUACUGUACAUACUCCAAUGGAACUCAACACUUCCAUUUCUCCGCUGAAGAUCUCUUAAGCUGCUGCCCAAUCUGUGGUCUCGGAUGUAACGGAGGUAUGCCAACGUUAGCUUGGGAGUACUGGAAGCAUUUCGGGCUUGUGUCUGGUGGAAGCUACAACUCAAGUCAGGGUUGCAGACCGUACGAGAUUCCUCCGUGUGAACAUCACGUACCCGGUAAUAGAAUGCCUUGCAAUGGUGAUUCUAAGACACCAAAAUGCGAAAAAACCUGCGAGUCAAACUACAAUGUUGACUACCGCAAAGAUAAGCGGUACGGCAAACAUGUUUUCUCAGUGUCAAGUAAGGAAGACCACAUCAGGGCUGAGUUAUUUAAGAACGGCCCAGUUGAAGGUGCGUUUACAGUAUACUCGGACUUGCUGAAUUACAAGACCGGUGUUUACAAGCACACUAUUGGCGACGCUCUCGGUGGCCACGCUGUUAAGAUCCUGGGCUGGGGAGUGGAGAAUGGAAACAAGUACUGGCUCAUCGCUAACUCAUGGAACAGUGACUGGGGUGACAAUGGAUUCUUUAAAAUCCUUCGCGGUGAGGACCACUGCGGUAUUGAAAGCUCUAUAGUAGCCGGUGAGCCAAUGUUCGUUGAAUAUUAGUUAAAGUUUAAUACUCUAGGCUUCUGUAAAUAGUGUCGUGUAGAUUAUCCAAGUACCAAAUUAUUAAGUUAAUGUUAAAAAUAUGAGCAACGAUACUUUUAAACCAAAUAAAUAUUUUGUACCUUAAUAAAAACUUAUUUUGUUUAUAA